Plutella xylostella (diamondback moth) is the source of this 863-nucleotide messenger RNA. RefSeq names its product DNL-type zinc finger protein. Gene Ontology annotation, cellular component: mitochondrion. The record is from RefSeq and is a predicted model, not a curated record. Gene Ontology annotation, molecular function: protein-folding chaperone binding; zinc ion binding. Gene Ontology annotation, biological process: protein import into mitochondrial matrix; protein folding; protein stabilization. NCBI's taxonomy places the organism in Eukaryota, Metazoa, Arthropoda, Insecta, Lepidoptera, Plutellidae.
GCAAGGCAAAAUUUGACAUUUCAUUUUAAUGUGCGAUGUGCCAUUGCCAAAUUUUUCAAUAGCAAAACAAAAUCUGAUGCAAGACUUGUACAAUAGCGUAUUGUGGAAAAAGUGUUAGAAGAUACUUAAGAAUAUCUGUUCAAAUCAAAACCAAAAUGUCACACAAAACUCUCAUAGACUUCGUAGUGAAAUAUCACAGUCCUCGCCUCCUCAACAACCUAGUUUUCUUCCCGAGUUGCGGCAACUCCUACUUUGGUCGUCGCCUAGUCGUGCCCGUCUCAUCUACCCCGAAAGUUGCGUCUCCAAGGAGUUUCAGCACUUCAGUAUCAAGAUAUGAUACGCAGCAGUUGGCACCCCAACCAAAUAAGUACGAGGGAAAAUUCCAACUUAUGUUUACAUGCAAAAAGUGUAAUACAAGAUGUUCCAAACUCAUAACUAAACUCGGCUAUUACAAAGGUGUGGUGAUAGUCACCUGCGAUGGAUGCCAUAAUAAACAUCUUAUUGCUGAUAACCUCAACUGGUUCUCAGACAUGGGGGAGAAGAAAAAUAUAGAAGAUAUUAUGGCAGAGAAGGGGGAGACUGUUCAGAAAAUAUUGACAACAGAUUUAGAGUUUAUUGCUAAGGACUUUAUCCAAGAAAAAUCCUCAGAUGAAGUUAAGCCAUUGUUAAGUUGAAACUAAACAUUGUAGUAUGUUCCUCGGGUUGAAAGUGUUGUCACUGUAAUCAGCUAUGUAGGUAUUCUUUAUUCACAUGCUGGUCAUGUUUUAAAUAAUUAAGCUGUAUAGUUUUUAAUUUAUGCUGUAUUAAUAUUUGGAAUCCAAAAUAAGUAUGAAAUAGAUAAUUAAAAGAAUCCAUAUUAACAU